AUGCGCACAGGGAGGGAUGCCCCGAGCAGGAGGGAGAAGCGGGAUCCGAAGGGCGUAAACCGUGCCGGGCUCUCCAAUCAGCCCCGGGAGGUUUGGCUCCGGGCGGAUAAAUGCGGGGCCGGACCGGGCGGGGGAUGCGAGCCCCGGGAGCGCGGCUGGAGCGGGAUGAGCGCAGGGGGAGCGGGGCAGGGCUCGGCCCGCAGCCCCCCGGCCGUCAGCGGGACCCCAUCCCCGCAGCCCCCCCGGCCCCGCACCUCCUUCCUCAUCCAGGACAUCCUGCGGGACCGGCCCGAGCGCCGCGGGAGUGCGGAGGAGGAGGAGAUGGGAGCGGUCAGUGAGGAGGGGAGAGGGGCCAGCCCGGCCCCGGGGGUCGCCCCUGCGGGUUCCCCUUCCCCGGGAGCCUCGGGGACAGCGCAGGGACCGGACACAGCCACCCCGGUGGAGCCGUUCCUGCCCCCCGUGACCCCCCGACCCUCCCGGCAAGGCAAACGCUCCCGAGCCGCCUUUUCCCACAGCCAGGUGAUCGAACUGGAGCGCAAAUUCAGCCACCAGAAAUACCUGUCAGCCCCGGAGAGAGCUCACCUGGCCCGGCACCUGCAGCUCACCGAGACCCAGGUGAAGAUCUGGUUCCAGAACAGGAGGUACAAGACCAAGAGGAAACAGCUGGUGGCCGGGAUGAGCCGCUUGGACUCGCGCCAGGGAGCGCCGGAAUUCCCGGGAAUGUCGCUGCUGGCACUCAGGGGGGCCUGGCCCUACCUGCCCUGCCUCUAUUACAUCAAUUCCUGGAGCCCCUCCUGGUAG
This is a messenger RNA of Catharus ustulatus (Swainson's thrush), 801 nucleotides long. RefSeq names its product NK3 homeobox 1 (gene NKX3-1). The record is from RefSeq and is a predicted model, not a curated record. Gene Ontology annotation, biological process: regulation of transcription by RNA polymerase II; cell differentiation. Gene Ontology annotation, molecular function: DNA-binding transcription factor activity, RNA polymerase II-specific; RNA polymerase II cis-regulatory region sequence-specific DNA binding. The coding region runs from base 1 to 801 and encodes 266 amino acids. The transcript is spliced from 2 exons. Gene Ontology annotation, cellular component: nucleus. NCBI's taxonomy places the organism in Eukaryota, Metazoa, Chordata, Aves, Passeriformes, Turdidae.